Molecule: messenger RNA, 1290 nt
Organism: Sturnus vulgaris (Common starling)
Lineage: Eukaryota; Metazoa; Chordata; Aves; Passeriformes; Sturnidae
Source: RefSeq, a predicted model, not a curated record
AUGGUCCAAAAAUAAGGAGCAACUAUGUCCUUCUCUCAGUUCGGAUACCCCUACAGCACCACUUCACAGUUCUUCGUGCCCGCCAGCCCCAGCACGACCUGCUGCGAGGCCGCCCCCCGCUCCGGGCCGGAUGCCUCCUCGGCGCCGGCCGCCGCCUCCCUGUGCUGCGCCCCGUACGAGAGCCGGCUGCUGGCGCCCGGCCGCGCCGAGCUCAAUGCCGCGCUGGGCAUGUACAGCGCCCCGUACGCCGCCGGCCAGGGCUACGGCAACUACUUGCCCUACGGCGCCGAGCCCGCCGCGCUCUACACCGCGCUGAACCCCCAGUAUGAAAUCAAAGACGGCGCCGGCACGUUGCACUCGGGGAUCGCGCAGCCCGCUACCUACUACUCCUACGAUCAUUCCUUGGGGCAGUACCAGUACGACAGGUACGGGACGGUGGAUUUCGGUGGUUCAGCCAGACGCAAAAAUGCAACGCGAGAGACGACGAGCACUCUCAAGACCUGGCUGUAUGAGCACCGCAAAAACCCCUACCCCACCAAAGGAGAGAAAAUCAUGCUGGCUAUCAUCACUAAAAUGACCCUGACGCAAGUGUCCACUUGGUUUGCUAACGCCAGACGGAGGCUGAAGAAAGAAAACAAAAUGACCUGGUCUCCCAAGAACAAAGCGGGGGAAGAGAGGAAAGAAGAAACUCCGAGGGAAGAGGAUGAAUACAGUGCGGAGGCAGAGCAGAAGAGCUACAAGGAGGACAAGGACCUGCGGUUCAGCGACCUGGAGGAGGAGGAAGAGGAGGAGGAGGAGGAGGCGGGGAAGCCGGAGAAGGGCCGGACCAGCUCCCUGCAGGAAGCCCCCAGCCUGGGCGCGGCGCUGCCCGAGGCUCCGAGGAGCGACUGCAGCCUGCCCGGCCCCUUUCACGCCUUUCCUUGUGCCAAGGCCCCCGCCGCGGACUUCGCCCCCGCCUCCUCGGCCGGCCCGCCGCCGCCCUACGCGCCCGCGGAGAAGCCGCGCAUCUGGUCGCUGGCGCGCACCGCCGGGGCCAGCGCGGCGCGCAGGGGCAGCCCCGAGGGCCGCGGCGCGGAGGGAGGCGGCGGCGCGGCGGGGGAGCCACCCCUGCCCGCCAAGGCCUUCCGGAGCUCCGCGUUCAACCUGCAGCCGCUCCCGCGAAGCUGCGCGUCCCACCGCGGCCUGGGGGAGCCGUGCCAGUUCGCGGCGGCGGGCGAAGGUACCCGCGGCGGCGGGGCCGCGGGGACGGGCGGGACCGCGGGCCGGGCCGGGACACAGGGCGCGGCGUGA